Messenger RNA from Chinchilla lanigera (long-tailed chinchilla), 3271 nucleotides. RefSeq names its product dehydrodolichyl diphosphate synthase subunit (gene Dhdds). The transcript has 9 exons. Gene Ontology annotation, cellular component: dehydrodolichyl diphosphate synthase complex; endoplasmic reticulum. Bases 215 to 1219 code for a protein of 334 amino acids. Gene Ontology annotation, biological process: polyprenol biosynthetic process. Gene Ontology annotation, molecular function: ditrans,polycis-polyprenyl diphosphate synthase [(2E,6E)-farnesyl diphosphate specific] activity. The record is from RefSeq and is a predicted model, not a curated record. NCBI's taxonomy places the organism in Eukaryota, Metazoa, Chordata, Mammalia, Rodentia, Chinchillidae.
CGCCACGUCGUGAGGAAGUGUCGACGCUCUGUAGCAGUUGAAAUACGCCCGGCAGAACCACGCAGGUGCUGGAUCCGAGCGGACCAGAGAGGUGACAGAGUGAGGAAAAAACUGCGGAAAGGAUAAAAGUAAAAUUAAGAAUAACUAGCAAACCAAUAAGGUUAUCUGGCUGGUAUCUUGUUUAGGGGGGUGAUUUACUGACGGGGCAAGAAUUAUGUCAUGGAUCAAGGAAGGAGAGCUAUCACUUUGGGAGCGAUUCUGUGCCAACGUCCUAAAGGCAGGCCCAAUGCCCAAACACAUUGCGUUCAUAAUGGAUGGGAACCGUCGCUAUGCCAAAAAGUGCCAGGUGGAGCGGCAAGAGGGCCACUCGCAGGGCUUCAACAAGUUGGCUGAGACUCUGCGCUGGUGUUUGAACCUGGGCAUCCUCGAGGUGACGGUCUACGCAUUCAGCAUUGAGAACUUCAAACGUUCCAAGAAUGAGGUGGACGGGAUAUUGGAUCUGGCCCGAGAGAAGUUUACCUACUUGAUGAAGGAACAGGAGAAGCUGCAGAAGUAUGGGGUAUGCAUCCGGGUCCUGGGAGAUCUGUAUUUAUUGCCCUUGGAUCUCCAAGAAUUGAUUGCACAAGCUGUACGGGCCACUAAGAACUACAAUAAGUGUUUCCUGAAUGUCUGCUUUGCAUACACGUCCCGUCAUGAAAUCACCAGUGCUGUGAGAGAGAUGGCCUGGGGAGUGCAGCAAGGCCUGCUGGAGCCCAGUGAUGUCUCUGAGUGUCUGCUUGAUAAGUGUCUCUACACCCACCACUCUCCUCAUCCUGACAUUUUGAUACGGACUUCUGGAGAAGUACGGCUGAGUGACUUCUUGCUCUGGCAGACCUCUCAUUCCUGUCUAGUGUUCCAACCUAUUCUAUGGCCAGAAUACACAUUUUGGAACCUCUGUGAAGCCAUCCUGCAGUACCAGAUGAACCACAGCGUGCUUCAGCAGAAGGCCAGAGACAUGUAUGCCGAGGAACGGAAGAGGCACCAGCUGGAGAGGGACCAGGCUGCAGUGACAGAACAGCUGCUGCGAGAGGGGCUCCAGGCCAGUGGGGACGCCCAGCUCCGACGGACACGCUUGCACAAACUCUCAGCCAGACGGGAAGAGCGAGUCCAAGGCUUCCUGCAGGCCUUGGAACUCAAGCGGGCUGACUGGCUGGCACGUCUGGGCACUGCAUCAGCCUGAGUGAGGCUGGCCACCUGCCACUUUGCCCUGCCCUCUGCCUCUAGGGCCCCACUCCCCUUUCUUUUCUUGCUGAAAGGCAUGUCCCUCCUAAUGAUGAAUUAUGCUCCCCUUGCUUGGCAGGGGAGUCCCAAAGGUCAGAUCUGCUGGCCAUAGACACCUUUGGGCUGCCUGUAGCCCCUGGGCAGGAUUGAGGUGAGAAUUUCCCAGAAGCACACUAAAUCCAACUCUGGUCACCAGUUUGUGGGGUGGGGGGAGGCACGCAACUCAUUGGCUUCUUGCCCCAUCUGCCUUUGCCACCUCUGCUUGUGCCACUAGAUGCACUUCUUCCAUUAGCACAUCCUUUAGCACUGCAAGGAAGAAGUCUCGGCCUACACGUUCAACCAUCCAUCUUCAUCUUCCACUUGACUUUCCCAAAAGAUCUGGCUAGUCUACCUUGAAUCUGCUGGUAAAUAGCUAAUAGGCAGCCAGCAUUAUUUGGGCAAGGAAGAAAGGGGCGGGAGAGAAAGAAAGAAAAUUUGCCCAUCUGCUGCUCCUCCUCUUGGCUCUCCACCUGGGAUUUGCUAUUGAAUCUCUAUCCCUCCCACCACGCAGUACUGAUUGCUCACUGAAAGGCUCCGCGCCCCCAAUGGUGCUCAGAAGCCAGGCGGGUGAUUACAAUCCAAUUACCUAUUGUCGACUCAGCCCACACAAGCUUUUCUCCGCCUCUUGCAGGGCACGGGGCCAGGCUCCACUCCCCAGUGAGACCAGCCCCCUCCAUGGCUACAGGGUAACAGAAGGUCCUAUAGAUCCUGGUGGUCUAGUGGAACACAGGCCUCUUUCCCUCUGACACAUCAGGACUGCGUAGAAGCAAGCACUUCUCCCAAGUGACUGCCUCCUACCCUCACCAUCUCAAACCACUUCCAGUCUUCAAGGCUUCUCAGCUCUCUGACCCACUCCCUAAGUGGGUCCCGAGACAAUUUAGUCUCAGCAUGGCAAAACUUGUUCCAGGCUCUCACUGCCUGUGAGGGCCAAGGCUCCCCAGCAGGGAGGUGAGGGUAGAGUUAAGGCUGUGUCCUUUCCCUUACCCCCGCCCCUGCCAAGGCAUCCAUGCAGAGCUGCUGAGAGGAUUAGUGCCUUUGAAGCACUGUCUGCCUGAGCAACUCUGCUUCAGGUACCCCACAGCAGCAAGGAACAGGCAGUAAUACCAACCAAAUGCUACUCUUCGGUCUUCUCAUUUUACUUUCUGCAAACUGUCUGCCCAGCAACUCCCUCAGAGAGAGGUGGGACCUUGGCAAGCAGUGUUGAGUAAGUAUACUCUUCAGACACAUACCUUUUCUAUCCCCUAGUAUCCUUCUCCCUUUCCGUGCUUGGAUACCUGGCACUAGAAACCCUUUGGCCAUCAUUUCUGCUCCUAGAAUCAAGCACAAAUGCCAGCCACUGUGAUUGCAAAGCCAAUCAGAGCACCCUUUGGCAAAGCCCCCUACACACCUGGCACUCCCCACUACCAAUCCCUGGCACGGGGUUCCCGGAGAGCAGGUGCUGUACAUUUUCCAGCUUUACAAUGGGGCUGUUGACAGCCUUAAUUAGGGAGGCAUGAAUUAUUCGGCUAUAAUGCAGAGCCCUACAAUUAAGGCAGGAAUGAGGGGCUGCAGGCAGCAAACGGAAUGUGCCCUGUGAACAAGGCUGUUGGGUCUUCUUUCUACAACUCCCUCAUGAUGGGGGUGCAGUGGAGGUGAUUAGUGGGACUGGCGUCUCUGGCCUGAGGUCCUGUGUUCUGGGAAAAGGUGCUCCUGGUGGAGUAGGGAGGAGCUGCCUCAGGUGGCACUUCGAGGAGCAGAAACAAGAGGCAGAAGGUCCAGUGUUGCCCAGGAGCAAGAACUGCCAGAUACUUGCUCUGAACUCGUGGUAGUUUCCAGUUUUGAUUCAUACAAGCAGCUUCCAUCCUUGUCUCGUGAAGUCGGGGAAAACCUAUUUAUUUGUCCUCCCACCUGUAAGCCAAACCCCCUCGAUAUUUAUCCUGUUCUUGUGCUCCCCUCGGUCUCAAAUAGAUUUUUUUUAAAUUCUUAGAUGUAA